UUUAUAACCUACGACUACGUGCGAUAUACUUCAAUGCUGCGUAUACGGCUCUAGGCGAAUAUUAUACAAACAAUUUAAUUGAUAUAAAGUGCUCUGUUUAUUGCUUUUAUCAACUUGUAACUUGUAAGACACUGAUUGAGAACACCAAUGCCGUAAAGCAAUGCUCAAACGGGGUCGAAAAUUCGUUCUUGAGCAAUCGAACCAAUCCAGGAAGCUUAUUCCACCCCCGACAGUUGCGGUAAACACAACUUCUCCGUAAUUUCUAUCGCAUUUUCUCAACCUUAAAGCCUUAGAGCUGAGCAGUUUAUAACUUUUAUUGCGAUUCAUUAUCAUUCUUUCCCUCCUUAAUUGCUGCUAAAUGACUGCAGCAUUCAAUGACCAUAUCCCACUUUCCUGUGGCGCACUUAAGUGUUGAUCCUUAGAAAUCUAUCAUUCGUACGUCCGUCUACUCUACCGUAUACACUUACUGCUCAAGAAUCGAACAACGUUGCGAUCAUGAGGCUCUCGGAUUUGAAGGCAUUGUUCGUCGUGGUUAUUCUAUUAAAUUCUAUCAUUCUCUCAAAUGGAAACUGGAUGUAUAUGUCGAAGGUGUACGCACUUGGCGCAAAAGUCAUGUGCAACAACGUAGUCGGCUUGGUCGGUACACAGCGAACGCUUUGCCGAGAAAAUCCCGAAGUAAUGACGAGCAUCGGCAAAGGAGCGAAACUUGGCUUGGAACAGUGUCAGAAGCAGUUCAGCCAGGAUCGUUGGAAUUGUUCGACGUUCGAACAAGAUACGUCUGUCUUUGGAAAGCUCAUGCGAAGAUCCAAUAAGGAGACGGCGUUUGUGCAUGCAAUAACCUCGGCAGGUGUCGUGUACGAAGUAACCCGUGCUUGCAGCCGAGGAGAGCUGAGAGAAUGCAAUUGCGACAGGAAGAAUGAGAAGACAAGUGAAAACGAUGGAUUUCAGUGGGGAGGAUGCAGCGAGAAUGUUGGUUACGGAAUCCAGUUUGCCCGCACGUUUAUUGACUCUCGUGAAACCCAGCAAGAUCCACCCGCGCUUAUGAAUCUACACAACAACAAAGUCGGACGAAAGGCAGUUCGACGUUUAAUGGAACUCCAGUGUAAAUGCCACGGAGUAUCUGGUUCUUGCGCCGUGAAAAGUUGUUGGAAACAAAUGAUGCCCUUUGAAACAGUCGGAAAUUUGUUGCGUCGAAAGUAUUUGAACGCCAUCAAAGUUACUGUCGACCAAGCUGGAAAAUCUUUAUCGAAAGUCAACAAAAGGAAGAAACCCUCCGGGGAGGCGAUGGUCUUUUUGGAGAAUUCGCCGGACUACUGCAGGAAAGACGAUGCGACGGGAUCGCCUGGAACAGGAGGGCGUGAAUGCAACAAAACAAGGGACGGUGUCGGGAGCUGUGCCGCUCUAUGCUGUGGACGAGGUUUCGAUACAAUUGAAAUGGAUGAUGAGAGCAAAUGCGAUUGUCAGUUUCAUUGGUGCUGCUACGUUAAGUGUAAAGACUGUCAUUAUAAGGUGGACAAAAACUUUUGCAAGGCGCCGCCCAAAGCAGAAUCAUCAAGGCCACGGCCGCGCGGAAAACGUGACGGGCGGAGGAGAUUUGAAAUACAAAAUAAUGUUCUGAAAAAUCACGUUGUUAUAUGAUAUCUCUUGUCCUUAUAAUGACUACAACUAGACGUAGUCCAGGUAACAUUCUAAGCCUAAUCGAGAAAACAUCCGUUUUCGUAUAUGGAUUACAGAACAUUUUAAGCUUAUAUACAGUCCACAUAAAAUAUUCCACAGCUUUUCAUUUUUAUAUAUCAACUGAAACAUGUUAUAUAAAUCAGUUGCAUGUUCAAUAAAGAGCAUUAGAUUCGAUCAAUAGUAAUAUACAGUAGGAGGCAAAAGUUUGAGUCCAGUGACUGUAUUUCUUUGUUUCAGCAGCAUAUAUUAAUAUUCUACA
Dendronephthya gigantea is the source of this 1936-nucleotide messenger RNA. Its product is annotated as protein Wnt-2b-A-like. The transcript has 4 exons. Bases 496 to 1638 code for a protein of 380 amino acids. NCBI's taxonomy places the organism in Eukaryota, Metazoa, Cnidaria, Anthozoa, Malacalcyonacea, Nephtheidae. Gene Ontology annotation, molecular function: cytokine activity; frizzled binding. The record is from RefSeq and is a predicted model, not a curated record. Gene Ontology annotation, biological process: cell fate commitment; neuron differentiation; multicellular organism development. Gene Ontology annotation, cellular component: extracellular region.